AUGCGCGCCACGCUCGGUGCCAGCUACGACCAGGUCGUCAGCGGCGCCAAGGCUGCCGCCGACGCCGAGCACGUCGACCUCGGCGUGUUCGCGGCGCUGCGCACGCACUGGAAGGCCACGCUCUUCAGCAUGGGUCUCUCCUUCGCACUCGUCAUGGAGGGCUACGACGUCGUCGUCAUCAACUCCUUCUACGGCCAGAGCCAGUUCAUCAACACCUUCGGCACCGUGCUGCCCAACGGCGAGAAGGUCAUCACGGCGCCGUGGCAGACGGGCCUCAGCAACUCGGCCCUGGUCGGCGAGGUCAUCGGUCUCGGCCUCAACGGCUGGGCGUCGGACCGCUUCGGCUACCGCAAGACGUACAUGGUCUCGAUGGCCGUCAUGAUGAUCACCGUCCUCGCACCCGUCCUCGCCCGCUCGCUGCCCGCCCUCUCCGCCGGCGAGGUGCUCAUGGGCAUCCCGUGGGGCGUGUUCCAGACGCUCACCACCGCCUACGCGUCCGAGAUCGCCCCCGUCAUGCUGCGCCCCUACCUCACGUCCUUCGUCUGCGCCUGCUGGGGCCUCGGCAUCCUCCUCUCCUCGAUCGUCGUCAAGCUCACGCUCGUCAUCCCCGGCGAGUGGAGCUGGCGCCUGCCCUUCGCCCUGCAGUGGGUCUGGCCCAUCCCGCUGGCGCUCAUCGCCUUCUUCGCACCCGAGUCGCCGUGGUACCUCGUGCGCCACCAGCGCUUCGACGACGCCCGCAAGGCGCUCAAGAAGCUGCAGACCAAGAACAGCGGCGACGACCAGCACAUCGAGCACCAGGUCGCGUUCAUGAACCACACCAACGCCCUCGAGAAGGCCGAGCAGUCGGGCGCCUCGUACUUUGAGUGCUUCAAGGGCACGUCGCUGCGCCGCACCGAGAUCGUCGCUGUCGUGUGGGCGCUGCAGUGGCUGUGCGGCAACCCGCUCAUGUCGUACGCCGUCACCUUCUACCGCCGCGCCGGCCUCGACGAGAACACGGCCUUCUCGCUCAACUGCAUCAUGAAUACGACGUACCUCAUCGGCACCGCCUCGUCCUGGUUCCUCAUGCGCUGGUUCGGCCGCCGCACCCUCUACCUCGCUGGCUGCGUCAUGUGCUGCGCGCACCUCAUCGCCAUCGGCACGCUCGGCUUCUUCUCCGGCGAGGCCGUCUCGUGGGCCACCGGCUCGCUGCUCAUCACCUUCGCGCUCGGCUACAACUGCACCAUCGGCCCCGUCUGCUACACGAUCGUCGCCGAGAUCCCGUCGAGCCGCCUGCGCGCCAAGUCGAUCGUGCUCUCGCGCCUCACAUACGUCCUCACCGGCCUGCUCACCAACACGCUCACGCCGCGCAUGCUCUCGCCCGACGCCUGGAACUGGGGCGCCAAGGGCGCCUUCCUGUACCUCGGCACGUGCGCUCUCUGCGGCAUCUGGUGCUGGUUCCGCCUGCCCGAGACGGCCAACCGCACGUACGCCGAGGUCGACGAGCUCUUCGCCCGCGGCAUCGCGGCGCGCAAGUUCUCCACGACGCAGGUCAACCUGUACGAGACGGAGAAGCGCCACGCCGUUGUCCGCGCCGACUCGCUCAACGACGACAAGGUGCUCGACGACAAGGACCUGCGCACGGCCACGCUCGAUGCCUAA
Molecule: messenger RNA, 1638 nt
Organism: Tilletiopsis washingtonensis
Lineage: Eukaryota; Fungi; Basidiomycota; Exobasidiomycetes; Entylomatales
Product: general substrate transporter
Exons: 2
Coding region: 1-1638 (545 amino acids)
Biological process (GO): transmembrane transport; carbohydrate transport
Cellular component (GO): membrane
Molecular function (GO): carbohydrate:proton symporter activity
Source: RefSeq, a predicted model, not a curated record